Molecule: messenger RNA, 885 nt
Organism: Adineta steineri
Lineage: Eukaryota; Metazoa; Rotifera; Eurotatoria; Adinetida; Adinetidae
Source: the annotation of a GenBank genome assembly
AUGACUGAUUUUAAUGAAGAAGAUUUCGAAGAAGAAGAAGAUGAUUCAACACCAGCAUAUGAAAAUGAAAAAUUAGAUAUACUUAUUCGACAAAUGCGUGUAUCGAAAACAGGCGCAUUUUAUGUCGAUAUUUUAUCUAAUGAUGAUAUAUAUAUAAUUGCUGAUGAAGUGAAAAUAAAUCGAUGUUGGAAUACUCUUCGUUUGACUGGUCAUAAUCAAGUCAAGUCAGAUGGUGCUAAAUAUUUAUUUGAUGCUUUAGCAGCUAAUCCAUCAAUAAAAAAUCUUCAUCUCGGUGGAAAUUCUUUAGGAGAUACAGGAAUAUCAAUUUUUCAACCAUUUCUAUCAACAAAUACUACAAUAAUCGAUCUAAUUCUAACAGAUAAUCAAAUAACAGAUAUUGGUGGAAAAUUAAUUAGUGAAAUGCUUCGACAAAAUUCAACACUUGAAACAUUAGUAUUACAUGGAAAUCCAUUGUUAGACACUGGUGUUAUAUCAAUUGCUCAAGCACUUCAUAAGAAUCAUACUCUUACUACUUUGAAAUUAUAUCGAACUGCAAUGACAGAUGUUGGUGCACAAGAACUAGCUUCUAUGCUUCGAUUAAAUACAACAGUAAAAGUAUUAUCUCUUGAUGACAAUGAAAUUAGUGAUAUAGGUAUGCAAGCAAUUUGUACUGCAUUACAUGAUAAUCAGAUAUUAACAUGUCUUAAUAUACGACAGAACCAAAUUACAGAUGAAAGUGUUAAUACCAUUGUUACUAUGCUUCAAACACGCCGAAUAUUCGAUAGAUUAGAUCUAGCACGGAAUCAACUUAGUGAUCAAGGAAAAGAAACUAUUCGACAAACAAAUACAAAUAAUAAUAAUACUGUCAAAAGUCUUAUACUUUAA